CUCUGACCAGCUGCUGUCCUCGGAGAGCAGGCGACUUCCACUUCCCUCUUGCCGCCAUCUCCUGGGGCCACCCGGGGCGACUCAGAAGGCAGCCACAGGGCCCGUCCCCCAUGGGAGGACUGGCCGGCCUGGGGUUAACCAGAACCAUCAGGAAGUGCACAGGCUCCCCUCCCGGCUCCACGGCCCCGCCCUCCCUCACCUCGCAGCAGCCAGCAGCACCUCCUACCACUCCAGGCUGACCGGCGACCAGCUACACAGGUGCCCCGGGAGGACCCUGAGGCUGGCUGGCUGAGAGCAGCGGGAAGUUAGACCCCUCAGCAAACCAGACCCGCUGCCACCCGCAUCUCUAGGAGUGCGGUCUAGGUCCUCUGGGCUGGAAACCGCUCCUGUUCAGGUUGAAGGCUCCGUUUGAGGUGGCCGGUCAGGGUCUCUAUCCCCACUGCCGGGACAAGGCACGACCACGUGGCUGCUCCCAGCUCAGCCCAGCCCUGGAGAAAGUGGCUUCCUGCCCACUGGUGGAAGAGACCGGCAGUGAGUGGUUCCUAUGUAGAGGGUUCCCAGGCGGAGAGCUGGCAUGACAGUCCCCCAGAGUGUGGCCAAGAGCAGGCCUCACCUGGGAGGUGGAGAGGAUCCCAGGGAUGGCUGGUGGCCAGGACUUGAGAGCCUGGAUGAGGCGUGGAGCCGCAUCCCGGGCCAGCCAUGGGCAACACAGUCCGCCCUCCAGUGUGCCGGGGCCCUGGCACUCCUGUGGGCCGUCCACAGUCAGCUGUCCCAAAGGGCACCGUGUCGCUGAGCCUGACCUGGAGCAGGCUGGCCCCCGCAGCAGCUGGAUGACCGUUGCAUCACCAGCAGCCGCCGGAAGGAGAGGAGGGGACGGGACUGGAUGUGAGCAGGCACUGUCGGGGAAUGAGGAAGUCCCCAGCAGCACAGCCUGGUGCCUGGCAGGUGGCAGGGUCCCAGGCCAACCAGCUUCUGGCCCCAGCUGGGGCAUUGGCCAGCUGGGGGCUGGAGCCGGGGUUCCACCCACACCUGCCAGGGUGGCUGUACCAGCUCCUCCCGACCCCUCACCUCCAUGGGUGGAAGGGAGCCCCACAACACUUCAGGGGGUUUGGGGGGGCAGAGGCCAGAGGAGGGCCACAGUGCAGGGAAGAGUGUUCUCUUAGAUGCCACCUGUCCCUGGAGCAUCCCCACAUCCUCCUCCAUGCUUACUGGGGUGACUGGGGAGAAAGAAAGCCCAGGACCGGAGCCCUGGCAGGCAUCAAGGCGGCAGGCCUGGGUCAGGACUCAGACUGCGGCAAGCAUUCCCCGACCGCCCCCAGCAGCCAUGUCCGACUACGAGAACGAGGACGAGUGCUGGAGCACCCUGGAAGGCUUCCGCGUAAAGCUCAUCGCGGUCAUCGACCCCGCCCGCAUCACCCCCUACCUGCGGCAGUGCAAGGUCCUGAACCCUGAUGAUGAGGAGCAGGUGCUCAGCGACCCCAACCUGGUCAUCCGCAAGCGGAAAGUGGGUGUGCUCCUGGACAUCCUGCAGCGGACUGGCCACAAGGGCUAUGUGGCCUUCCUUGAGAGCCUGGAGCUGUACUACCCACAGCUCUACAAGAAGGUCACAGGCAAGGAGCCCACCCGCGUCUUCUCCAUGAUCAUCGAUGCGUCCGGGGAGUCGGGCCUGAUGCAGCUGCUGAUGAGCGAGGUGAUGAAGCUGCAGAAGAAGGUGCAGGACCUGACGGUGCUGCUGAGCUCCAAGGACGACCUGAUCAAGGAGCUGCGGGUGAAGGACAGCCUGCUGCGCAAGCACCAGGAGCGCGUGCAGCGGCUCAAGGAGGCUUGCGAGGCGGGCAGCCGCGAGCUCCAGCGCUGCAAGGAGGACAACUACGACCUGGCCAUGCGCCUGGCCCGCCAGAGCGAGGAGAGGGGCGCCGCGCUCAUGCGGAACCGUGACCUGCAGCUGGAGAUCGACCGGCUCAAGCACAGCCUCAUGAAGGCAGAGGACGACUGCUCGGUGGAACGCAAGCACACGCUGAAGCUCAGGCACGCCAUGGAGCAGCGGCCCAGCCAGGAGCUGCUGUGGGAGCUGCAGCAGGAGAAGGCGCUGCUGCAGGCGCGGGUGCAGGGGCUGGAGGCCUCUGUGCAGGAAGGGAAGCCGGACAAGAGCAGCCCCUACAUCCAGGUGCUGGAGGAGGACUGGCGGCAGGCGCUGCGGGACCACCAGGAGCAGACCAGCACCAUCUUCUCCCUGCGCAAGGAUCUGCGCCAGGCCGAGGCCCUGCGUGCCCGGUGCAUGGAGGAGAAGGAAAUGUUCGAGCUGCAGUGCUUGGCCCUGCGGAAGGACUCCAAGAUGUACAAGGAUCGCAUCGAGGCCAUCCUGCAGCAGAUGGAGGAGGUCGCCAUCGAGCGGGACCAGGCCAUCGCGAGGCAGGAGGAGCUGCACGCACAGCAAGCCCGCAACCUGCAGGAGAAGGAUGCGCUGCGGAAGCAGGUCCGCGAGCUGAGCGAGAAGGCAGACGAGCUGCAGCUGCAGCUGUUCCAGCGCGAGGGCCAGCUGCUGGCCGCGGAGGGCAGGCUCAGGCGGCAGCAGCUGGAGACGUCCGUCUUGAGCUCCGACCUGGAGGACAGCUCACCCAGGAACUCCCAGGAGCUCUCGCCCCCCCGCGACCUGGAGGAGAACGCCCAGCUCUCAGACAAAGGUGGCCAGGCCAUUGGGGAGAGCCUGGAGCAGCCCUCUGUGGCUCUGCAGAAGGAGCGGCUUUCACUGACCCCCGACGAUGCAGGCCUGAGCAGCAGGGAGCCCCCAGAGAAGGAGAAGGGGCGGCGGCGCCUCAAAGAGAGCUUCGAGAACUACCGCAGGAAGCGGGCCCUCAGAAAGGUGCAGCACGGCUCCAGGCAGGGAGAGGUGGACUGGGAGAACACCACGGGCAGCGACAACACUGACACCGAGGGCUCCUAGUCGGCGCCUUAGUCCAGCGGCCCGUCGUGGGAGGAGGACAUGGCGCCGCCCCGGGACCUGGGCGCUGCCCCUCUAGGCCGCCUCUUUGUUGGCGAGCACAGGCGUGCUCUAUUGCUAUGUAAUGUACACGCAUGCUACAGUGUUAAAAACGCAGCCGUCAAUAAACAACCGUGGUCCAGA
Camelus dromedarius (Arabian camel) is the source of this 3124-nucleotide messenger RNA. RefSeq names its product caspase recruitment domain family member 9 (gene CARD9). Gene Ontology annotation, biological process: regulation of apoptotic process; positive regulation of canonical NF-kappaB signal transduction. The coding region runs from base 1073 to 2944 and encodes 623 amino acids. NCBI's taxonomy places the organism in Eukaryota, Metazoa, Chordata, Mammalia, Artiodactyla, Camelidae. The record is from RefSeq and is a predicted model, not a curated record. Gene Ontology annotation, cellular component: cytoplasm. The transcript has 14 exons. Gene Ontology annotation, molecular function: CARD domain binding.